AUGCCGGUGGCUGCUCAGUGGGCGGCUGAGGGUAGUAUGCCUGUGGCUGCUGCUCGGUGGGCGGCUGAGGAUGAUAUGCUUGUGGCUGCUCAGCGGGCGGCGGCGGUGACUCCUUCCCCUUCCCCUUUGAUUUUGAUUUCUUUUUGCGACUGUUGCUCGGCGGUGGCCCGGCCAUCUCUUCCGGCUUGCCGUCGCCCAUGA
This is a messenger RNA of Triticum turgidum subsp. durum (durum wheat), 201 nucleotides long. Lineage: Eukaryota; Viridiplantae; Streptophyta; Magnoliopsida; Poales; Poaceae. The record is from the annotation of a GenBank genome assembly.